AUGGCUCCCAACGCUCCCAGCCAGGCCACCAACUCUCCGGCCAAAAAGACCUCUGCCCCAGAGAAGAAAUAUAAAUGCCAAUUUUGCAAUCGUGCCUUCAGCCGCAGUGAACACCGCAGCCGACACGAACGUUCGCAUACCAAGGAACGACCCUUUAAGUGCCUCAAAUGCCGCAGUACCUUUGUUCGUCGAGAUCUGCUUCUCCGUCAUGACCGUACCGUUCACGCCAAGGAUGGUGGCAUUCCUCUAGUUUCCGAGGGCCGCCGUCGUGGCGGCGCAGGUGUUCAGAAGCCCUCUCCUGCACCUGCACCCUCCAAGCCCUCCAUUACAAUCGAUCCUGCUACGUUGGAGCAAAUCGAGCAAAGCAGUGACGGUAUGGUCGAUCUUGAAACGGCAGCCAUGUUGAUGACAGAUUUCCAACAUAAAGCCGCAGCCGCCGCUACGAGUCAGGUCCAUGAUCGCGCGGAGUCGGAUCGCUCCUUUUCUCCUGGACGCGGUUCCCUCCUGGAUCCUCCCGUUUCGUACCUGUCGGGCAAUGCGACUCUCCCUCAGAUGCCGUGGGAUUCCCUCGUGUCUCCAGCCGAUACCAAGCACUUCAUGUCCCAUGGUACCGACUCGCAUCUGCCCAUGAUGGACCGACAUCCCAGUGACGCUCUGGCCCCGUCGCUGCAUUCCCUAGUCAACUCGCUGCCUCCAUCUGGAAACUCGACGCCAAACGCUUUGUCGCCGUACCCCCCGAUGACCGGCCCCGUCAGCCCCGUGAACUACCGGAAGUCGCCGGGCCCCAGCCAGGCCCUGACUCUCCCCAAGGCGCCUCAAAUCGCCAACGAUAUCGAGCGGAACAUGGUCGUGGAACGCAUUCGUCAUGCCGAUGCCCUGGGAUCGCUGCCGGACUCCUUCCAGCUUCCGUCGACCCCGGCGUUGAACAAGUACCUCUCCACGUACUUCAACUUGUACCAUCACCACCUCCCGUUCCUGCACCAGCAGUCCUUCAAGCCCGCGAUGACCUCGCCGCCCCUGUUGCUGGCUGUUCUUUCGAUCGGUGCCCUGUAUGCGUUCGAGAGACAGGAUGCUUUUAUGCUCCAUGUGGGAUCAAAGAUGCUUGUCAACCAGUUCCUGCAACACAAGGAUAACUUCGACUCUCGGAAGUGUCCUUUGUGGGCCAUGCAGAGCACCCUCCUGAACAUGAUCUUUGAGAGCUGGAGUGGUGACCCGAAGGGUCUUGAGUGGACUUGCUCUAUUAAGAGUCUCCUCGCCAAUAUGGUUGCUGGAAACCGCUAUCAAUUUAAGGUGCGUACGGAAGCUCGCGAGGGCGCUCAGCCGUCUCGCGAGGAGUGGAUUGAGGACGAGUCAUGCCGUCGCACUUAUUACGCCGUGUACAUUUUCUUCGGCAUGCUCACCUUGACCUUCAACCACACUCCGGCUAUGAGCUUCGAUGAGUUCGAUAACCUGGAGCUUCCGUCUUCCGAGUCUUUGUGGAAUCUCGAUGUUACAGACGACGAGGCCUGGCGCCGCAGCCUCUCGUCCGCCACCACUCUCACAGUUCGUGAGGCCCACGAUUGUCUCUUCCAGGGGGAGCAGACCCGCUACAGCGCGUUUGCAACUCGCGUUCUGAUCAACGCCUUGUUCCUUCAAGUGUGGAGCCAUAAGAGAAGCUUCGAGGCCCUCCAGGAUGUCGUCACCGAAUACAAGCUUCGUCUGGCGUUGGAGACCUGGGAAAACUCGCUCGAAGUCUGCGAACCGGAGACGAUUGUGGUUCCACUCAGUACGCCCCAGAAGGGACAUCCCCUGAUCUUCAACUCGAUGGCGGUCUACCGGAACACUCGUGCUCGCCUGGAGGUAGAUCUGAAGUCGAUCCAGGAAGCUCUGCGCUAUCACUCUCCCUACGAAGUCGCCGCAGCUAUGACCGUGGCGCGGGAGAAGGUGAAGCGCUCGCAGGAAAUGAACAAGGUCAUCCAGUCCUGCUUUGAGUGUAUCGAAAUCGCCGCCGUCCAGGGCAUCAACUGGGUCGCCAAAACAUCCGCCACCAACUGGAGUGUUGAGCACCCGCUCUGCGGCUUGGACCUGAUGGUCAUCCUGAGUCUCUGGCUCUAUCGCCUGGAACAUGACGAAGAGCCCGCGUCGGAGGCUGAGCUGGCUAUCUACAACAAGGUUCGGAAUUUGUUUGAUGACGAUGCUGUCGACGCCUUUGGUAAACUCAGCUCCACCGUGGCCCGUGUAUGGGGUAACAUCCUAGACGGUGUGGUAGUGUGGGGCAUUACUAAGCUCAUGGGCGAGUCGUUCAAACUUCAUUCCCAGGCUCUGAUCGGCUACGAAGAUUCGCUGCUGCGGGUGGCCAAGGAUCAACCCAUCCACCCGAUGCCGGCGAAGACACUUGCGAGUGUCGGGACUGCGUACUAG
Molecule: messenger RNA, 2400 nt
Organism: Aspergillus terreus NIH2624
Lineage: Eukaryota; Fungi; Ascomycota; Eurotiomycetes; Eurotiales; Aspergillaceae
Exons: 4
Coding region: 1-2400 (799 amino acids)
Biological process (GO): DNA-templated transcription; regulation of transcription by RNA polymerase II
Cellular component (GO): chromatin
Molecular function (GO): zinc ion binding; DNA-binding transcription factor activity, RNA polymerase II-specific; RNA polymerase II cis-regulatory region sequence-specific DNA binding
Source: RefSeq, a predicted model, not a curated record